Penicillium atrosanguineum is the source of this 1038-nucleotide messenger RNA. Its product is annotated as zinc-binding alcohol dehydrogenase family protein. Gene Ontology annotation, molecular function: oxidoreductase activity, acting on NAD(P)H. Bases 1 to 1038 code for a protein of 345 amino acids. Lineage: Eukaryota; Fungi; Ascomycota; Eurotiomycetes; Eurotiales; Aspergillaceae. The transcript has 2 exons. The record is from RefSeq and is a predicted model, not a curated record.
AUGAAGGAAGCCAUUGUUGACCCCGAUCUUAACGUGUCUAUUCACGACACAGCUCUCCCGGUCCCUGAGCCGGGUCAGGUCCUCAUUCGGGUCGUGGUGUCCGGCACCAACCCCAAGGACUGGAAAAUGCCCCGCCUCUUUGCCAAAACGCCCAGCAAUUCGGGUGAUGAUAUUGCCGGAUACGUUGAAAGUGUCGGCGAUGGAGUAGUCAGCUUCAGGAAGGGCGAAAAGGUGGCUGCGUUCCACCAGAUGAUGACCUCUGGCGGAAGUUUCGCCGAGUAUGCAAUUGCCUGGGAGCACACAACUUUCCGCAUUCCGGAGAAGACAAGCUUUGAAGAGGCCGCCACACUGCCCCUGGCCGCUAUGACAGCGGCCCUCGGCCUGUACCAGAUCCUGGGCCUGCCGCUGCCCUGGAGCCCGACCAGUGCGCCACAGCCAUUGGUAAUUUACGGAGGCGCUACAGCCGUCGGAGCGUUUGCUCUGAAGUUCGCUCAAUUGUCGAAUAUCCACCCGCUCAUUGUGGUGGCUGGUAGAGGCAGCGACUUUGUCGAAACACUCAUAGACCGCAGUAAGGGCGACACAAUCAUUGACUACCGCGAGGGAGAUCAAGUGGUUCAGACCAAGAUUAAGUCCGCAGCGGCUGGGAAGCCCAUUCACCUCGCAUUCGACGCGGUGUCAGAGAAGGGUAGCUACCAGAAUCUAUGCGCAUCGUUGACAGCCCCGGGCAAGAUUACCGUUCUCCUCCCGCCUGCGGAAGAUUACCAGAUACCUGAGGGAAUGAACAUCGAACGAACCUACGUGGGAUCGGUGCAUAAUUCUCCCGCAGCGGGGAAGACGAUUGAAGAUCGCGAGUUCGGGGCCGCUAUGUUUUCCCUAAUCGGGCGAGGCCUGGCUCAGGGGUGGUUCUCGGGACAUCCCUAUGAAGUGCGCCCAGGCGGACUGGGUGGUCUGCAAGGGGCAUUGCGGGAUCUAGAAGCCGGUAAAGCAUCUGCAGUGAAAUAUGUAGUUAGGAUUGCGGAAACUGCGGGCGUGCAGUAG